Molecule: messenger RNA, 1200 nt
Organism: Cuscuta epithymum
Lineage: Eukaryota; Viridiplantae; Streptophyta; Magnoliopsida; Solanales; Convolvulaceae
Source: the annotation of a GenBank genome assembly
GUUUUGGGUACUUGUACCUAUCUUUCAUUUUCCAUCUCCAUCAAAGACUAGCCACAAUUAUCCUUUCCUAAAACACCAUUCCCCUUGCUUUUGACAUUCAAUCCACUCUAAUUCCCUCCAACAUGGGUUGCUUUGCUUCUUGUUGCUUUACCUUAAAGCACAAGAAAUUCAUGAAGUCUCUUAAUAAUAAUGCUAUCUCUCCUUCCUCCAAGCACCAGUGUCUUCAAAGUCUGCUGCAAACCCCUCAUGAAAGUGAAUUUAUUAGUGUAGUAAAUCCAUCUCACAUUGAGGAUACUGUCCUACCCAUUGCUGAUUCCAAAGAGAAAGAAAAGGUGACAUUUGAUCUAGAUAUUAACCAAGAAGAUGAGCAGAAAGAUGGGCAAAGUAAGACAGAGAUUAGCACCGAUUCAAGCUUGUUUUCAUUCCCUCUGAGUAAUCAUAGCUGCAAAAAUGGUGAGGAUGAGAAUCAAGAAGAAUAAUCUGAGUCACUCUUCUCUCUGUCAAUAGACUCCAUCCGGAGGAAUCUCUCUAGAUCUGACAGGGAUGAAGUUAACAGUCCAUUGAAGCCAAAUGGAAGAGACAGUAGCCGAUUUGUUCAGUCUGUCUUGCAUCCAAUCCAAAGUAUUGGUAAACCAGGACCAGCUAAGGAGAAGAAACCAUCAUCACCAUUAAUGGAGCCUCAAGAAAAGGAGAAUCAGAAUAUUGAAGCUAGCCUGUCUAGCUGGUUAGUAGAAAAAGGAAAAAAGACCCCAAACUCUGUAGGCAGUCCAGAUUCUGUUGGGAACUUAUCCCAAGAAUUGAGAAGAACAAAGUCUAUAAAGGAAUCUGGGAAGAGACCAAUCUUGGGAGAAUUGAAGCUUGAAGACAUCCAAGCUUGAACAGUAUAUAAAUAUUCAAAUUUAAGUUCAAGAAACAACAGCUGCUGGAGAUGUAGUCUUUGAUUCCUGAAUAUAAUCCCACUGUAAAGAUAAUAAUCUCCAUGAUUAUUUCUAUGUGAGUAUAAGGGUGGCUAAGAAAAGAGAAUAUAAUUGAGGAAAAAUUGAGCAAAUUAGGAAUGAACUUGUCACUUUGUCAGGAAAUAAAAUUUGAGGCAUAAUGUAACUCAAUGAAUAGAUUGUGUAACAAAGUUAUGUAUUUGUAUGCAACUUGUAAAUUGAAGAUUGUGUUUGGUCACACUCAAUUGGGUCAGUUACACAUCCA